This is a messenger RNA of Vitis riparia (riverbank grape), 943 nucleotides long. Its product is annotated as cytochrome c-type biogenesis CcmH-like mitochondrial protein. The record is from RefSeq and is a predicted model, not a curated record. Lineage: Eukaryota; Viridiplantae; Streptophyta; Magnoliopsida; Vitales; Vitaceae. Bases 129 to 608 code for a protein of 159 amino acids. The transcript has 4 exons.
UGAACAAGACAAACUUACCCCCUCUGUUGCUCCGCUGAAGAUCAGAGGGAGGAGAGAGAGAGAGGGACGUUGAAUCACCCCACGAAACCUAACUCACUUGACGCCAAAUCUGGUGGAGUGUUUUCGCAAUGGAGAGUGAAGAGGAUGCACGGAAAAGAGCUCAGGUGGUGGAAGAGCGGGCCAGAAACAUCAGUCACAAUGUUCGGUGCACGGAGUGCGGGAGUCAGUCCAUUGAAGAUUCGCAAGCCGAUGUUGCUAUUCUCCUCAGAAAGUUAAUUCGUGAUGAAGUUCGGUCUGGUAAAAAUGACAAAGAGAUCUAUAAAAAGCUUCAGGAGGAUUUUGGGGAGUCGGUGCUUUAUACUCCAAAGUUUGAUAUGCAAACUGCAGCAUUGUGGCUAUCACCGAUCAUAUUUGGUGGUGUCGCUGUAGGAAUAUGGGCUUACAAUAGGCACAGGCAAAAGACUGAUGUUCACAUCAUGGCUUUGAACCUUGUCAGAGGUGUUCCAUUGACCCCAAAAGAGAGAGAAACCAUACUAGAUCUCGUUACACCUCCUCCUCCAGAAGGAGCUACUCCUUUCUCCUGGUGGAGGAAAUGGCGGGGCCGAUAAUGAAUUUCCUUCCAGCUGCUCUUUCCUGCCUUCUGGGUUUGGAUUUCUAGUGGGAAAACCCGAGCGACGAGAGGAGAAUCAACUUGCUGAAGGGCUUCAUUUCAGUGGCAUGCAGUUAAUGUUUGAUGAUAAAAGAAGUUGAAUCGUAAAGCAAUUUUGCACUAGCCCAUUGGUCAACUUUAUGACUUUGUAUAUCAUAGAUAGGGAUGCCUUUUUUAUUUGAAAAAUAUGUUUCAUAACAUGUUUGGAGGUUACUGCCUUAUAAUAAGCCAAUGUCUCAUUCAACUUUCAUAAGUUGAACUGCCUUCCUUAUGACAUUUUGCCAUUCGAGUUUU